Molecule: messenger RNA, 2590 nt
Organism: Pipistrellus kuhlii (Kuhl's pipistrelle)
Lineage: Eukaryota; Metazoa; Chordata; Mammalia; Chiroptera; Vespertilionidae
Gene: DTX2
Product: deltex E3 ubiquitin ligase 2
Exons: 11
Coding region: 387-2225 (612 amino acids)
Biological process (GO): Notch signaling pathway; protein ubiquitination
Cellular component (GO): nucleoplasm
Molecular function (GO): zinc ion binding; ubiquitin protein ligase activity
Source: RefSeq, a predicted model, not a curated record
ACCGGAGCGCAAGGAAGCUGCGACGCGGAGUUUCACUCUGGCUGUCUCCGGAGAGUCGGAGCCUCAGGCGGAGUUGUGCCCAGGCCCGAGGGUAGCGGGGACCCCCUCCUGCCUCCUCGCCCUCCUCAGCCUCGGUGUCUUGAAAUUUGUGUUGCUGAGUCAGCAAGCCUUUCAGAUUUGCCUGGGUUUUGUUGUUUGCGUUUUAUAUCAAGAUGGGAACUCGAACAAGUCAUUCCUCCUAAGGAUCUGGUGUCGCCACCAAGAAGGGACUGUUUGUGCCAGCUCUCCAGAGAGAAAAGGUCUGCUGGAAACACUGGCAAUGAGCCGGAGACGCCAGCGCAGAGUGGUCUGAAGCCAUUUGGGAAAGCAGAGAGAGCCUGGGGAAGAUGGCCAUGGCCCCAAGCUCUUCCUUGUCUCAGGUGUACACCAGCCCUGUGGCAGUGGUCGUGUGGGAGUGGCAGGAUGAGAUGGGCACCUGGCACCCCUACAGUGCCACUGUCUGUAACUACAUCGAGCAGCAGUUUGCCCAGCAGAAGGGCCAGCGCUAUGGGAUGGGCCAUAGCAUCCCCUUAGGCCAAGCUGACCCCUCGCUGGCCCCUUACAUCAUCGACCUCCCCAGCUGGACCCAGUUCCGCCAGGACACUGGCACCAUGAGGGCUGUGCGGAGGCACCUGUUUUCCCAGCUCUCAGCCCCGGGCCGGGGCAUUGUCUGGGAGUGGCUGAACGACGAUGGCUCCUGGACAGCCUAUGAAGCCAGCAUUUGUGACUAUCUGGAGCAGCAGGUGGCCAGGGGCAACCAGCUUGUGGACUUGGCACCUUUGGGGUACAACUACGUCGUCAACUAUGCCACCCACACACAGACCAAUAAGGCUUCGAACUAUUGCCGUAGUGUGCGGCGCCAAGCUGGGCCCCCUUACCCAGUGACCACCAUCAUCGCUCCGCCAGGCCACAUGGGCCUCGCCUGCUCUUGCCACCAGUGCCUCAACAAUGGCGGAACUGGCCCCGUGUCAGUUCGCUACCGCCACUCCAUGACCAGCCUCCCUGCAUACCCUGCCCCUCAGACCCCCCAAAGGACUGCUGCUAUCUUUGGGGCCCACCAGGCCUUUGCCCCAUACAAUAAGCCCUCGCUCUCUGGAGCUAGGUCUGCACCCAGGCUGAACACCACCAACCCCUGGGGCGGGGUGCUGCCCUCCUUGGGGAACCAGCCCUUUUACUGCUCCAGCCUCUCCCACCUGGGACCUCAGCACCAGCCCCCAGGAUCAUCCACUGCCAGUGGAGCCAGUGCCUCCAUGCCCAGCGGUCCUGGGAGCAUCCCCACCACUGUGCCCGUGCAGAUGCCGAAGCCCAGCAGGGUCCAGCAAGCCCUUGCAGGCAUGACGAGUGUUCUGAUGUCAGCCAUCGGACUCCCUGUGUGUCUUAGCCGCGCACCCCAGCCUGCCAGUCCUCCCGCCUCCUGUCUGGCCUCUAAAAGUCACAGCUCAGUUAAGAGAUUGAGGAAAAUGUCCAUGAAAGGAGGGACUCCAAAGCCGGAGCCCGAGCAGGUGAUAAGAAAAUACACCGAAGAGCUGAAGACUGCCCCAGAUGAGGACUGCAUCAUCUGCAUGGAGAAACUGUCCGUGGCGUCUGGGUACAGUGACGUGACCAACAGCAUGACCAUCGGACCAGGGGCUGUGGGCCGCCUCACCAAGUGCAGCCAUGCCUUCCACCUGCUCUGCCUGCUGGCCAUGUACUGCAAUGGGAACAAGGAUGGAAGCUUACAGUGUCCUUCCUGCAAAACCAUCUACGGAGAGAAGACUGGGACCCAGCCUCGGGGGAAGAUGGAGGUGUUCAGCUACCCGGUGUCCCUCCCUGGCCACGAGGACUGCGGGACAAUACUCAUAGUUUACAACAUCCCUCCCGGCGUCCAGGGCCCUGAGCACCCCAACCCCGGGAAGCCGUUUACUGCCAGAGGGUUUCCCCGCCAGUGCUACCUUCCUGACAAUGCCCAGGGCCGCAAGGUCCUGGAGCUGCUGAAGGUGGCCUGGAAGAGGCGGCUCAUCUUCACCGUGGGGACGUCCAGCACCACGGGCGAGACUGACACGGUGGUGUGGAACGAGAUCCACCACAAGACAGAGAUGGACCGCAAUGUGACAGGCCACGGCUACCCGGACCCCAACUACCUGCAGAACGUGCUUGCUGAGCUGGCUGCCCAGGGAGUGACUGAGGACUGCCUGGGGCAGCAGUGACCAGCAGCCUGGCAGCCGGCCGCCCAUCCCCACUGCCGGCUGGGCUGCUCUUGAGAUGGACAGGCAGGAAGGUGCUUUCCGCAGAAGCUGACGUGUUUAUUGGGGGCAUGGGCAUUUUCCAUCGAAGCUGGGGCCUCUCCUGUUUGCCUUUCCUCCUUCCUCUUCCCCUCCAGGCCUGGAUUUGCAUGGAACCCGCAAGCCUGGGGAAUGUACUUGUGGGGGCUUAAGAUGCAGCUACCUCAGUGCUGGGGACCUGGCAUGGGCUGAGGAGAGACUGCCCCACCCCUAGCCAGGGGCAGCCAUGGGUCUGGGUCAGCUUCUCAUACCUCAGAUGUUCUGUUUGCAAUAAAUACCCAAUAGCCAAA